AUGAAUGAACGAGAAAACUUGGGUGCAGCGGAGAAAGGGAAAGCUAGGGGUUUUAGUAUCAAUAUUAUCCCAAUUUCGUUCAUAUCACAGCACUGUCUCUGGGUUCUAAAAAGAAAAGCUCUCAAUAUCUUAUUUUUCUCUGCCACAGAGAGAGAGAGAGAGAGAGAGAGAGAGAGAGAGAGAGAGAGAGAGAGAGAGAGAGAGAGAGAGAGAGCUAAAGGGGUUUCGAGUGAAGAUGAAGGAGGGAAAGCAAUAGAGACGUCACAGCCGACGGUGGCUCCUCCGGCGAAGCACAGCCGACAGCUAGGAGCUCAGCUGUCGGGAAGCAUGAGUUUCAGCAGACAAAUGUCGAAUGAAGACGAGGAGAUGUCGAGGACGGCUUUGUCUGCUAUCAGGGCGAAAGAAGAGGAGAUCGAGAAGAAUAAGAUGGAGAUUAGGGAAAGGGUUCAAGCUCAGCUUGGUCGUGUCGAAGAGGAGACUAAGCGCCUCGCUUUGAUCCGUGAGGAACUUGAAGGUUUAGCUGAACCCAUGAGGAAAGAAGUUGCUUUGGCCAGGAAGAAGAUUGAUUCUGUCAACAAAGAGUUAAAGCCUUUGGGUCAUACUGUUCAGAAAAGGUAUGGCCAUUGCACAUAACCAAAUCCAUUAUAUGUCUGGUUGAGGAUCAUUAUUAAGAUGCUAAUCUGGUGUGUAGGAACGAGAGUACAAAGAAGCUCUUGAAGCAUUCAACGAAAAGAACAGGGAGAAGGUGCAGCUAAUCACCAAGCUUACGGAGACUCGAGAAUAAUAAAUAAGAUUCAGUGAGAAAGGUGAAUCAGGCCAACAUGCAUGACGGCACAUCCAGAAAGUAAUUUACCUUCUUGAUACCAGCAAUCACAUGCAGCGGAACAAAACCAUGAUCAUCCAUGUGCCCACGAAGUUUUACGUUUAGAGGAAGAUCUUGGACUUGGUAAAAGACUGGACCAGGUGAGAGAGGGCUGAUGAAAGGCAUACGGGGAUAAUAUGGAGAUGCCAAUUCUGAAAUGAAAGACGCAUUAGAAAAAAAAAAAGAGUUCCAAAACGUGAUCUUUCAAUGUAUCUCACUAGGAGGAAAGGGCACAUGCCCGCCAAAAGGCUGAAUAGGCUGAGCUGCCAUAAACUGAGGAGGAAUUGACUGCAUAGUUGGAGGUUGAUGUCUCACAAAUGCUGGGGCGCCUCUUUGUGAAUGUGCAUUUCCAUCUCUCCCACUAAAGCUUCUGCAAAAAUUCCAGUUUUGAUUCCCUUGCUCCUGGCUGCGCCUGCCACCAUGACUUUGGUGGUGGUGGUGGUGGUGGUUACCAUUUUGGUUCCUGUGCGAGUGCCGUGGUGAAAAGUUGUCACUACAACCACCAUGGGUUUGUGAUGCAGAGCCAUUCCUCUGGUUUUGGCCUCUAGGAGAAGGGUUGUGCGAAGGUGUUUCGACAAGUGGACCUUGAGAAACAGUACCAUUAGCAGCGGAUCCAGAAGAGCUAUAGUAAUUUUUAAAAAAAUUUAUAAAAUAAAAAAAAUUUAAUAUAAAAUAAUUUUACUGUUGACUUACUAUUCUAAUAUUUCAAUUUGAAUAUUCUCUUUGUUUUAUAAUAUAAUGGUUUAAAAGUAUUUUUUGUUACACUAUAUAAAUUGUUUUUAUAUUUCAA
Molecule: messenger RNA, 1652 nt
Organism: Brassica rapa (field mustard)
Lineage: Eukaryota; Viridiplantae; Streptophyta; Magnoliopsida; Brassicales; Brassicaceae
Product: E3 ubiquitin-protein ligase BRE1A-like
Source: RefSeq, a predicted model, not a curated record